Molecule: messenger RNA, 1702 nt
Organism: Hyaloscypha bicolor E
Lineage: Eukaryota; Fungi; Ascomycota; Leotiomycetes; Helotiales; Hyaloscyphaceae
Exons: 2
Coding region: 479-1462 (327 amino acids)
Source: RefSeq, a predicted model, not a curated record
GACGGCAUUACCAACAUUAGAGGGUUGGGCGAUGCUUCUUGCUUUCCAUCAUCGAACGUCUCUGUGUUUAGGGAUCUGCUUAUUGGUCAUCAAGCAAGCUUUCUAUCAUCCAGGGCUAUCUCUGCCGGGUCAUGGUAUUCUCGCCAUCACUUUGAAAGUAAGCCAGUGUGAUAGAGCCGUUGUGUUUUUCAUAGACCAAAGCUUUUCAAAAAUCGUAAAAGGAGUUUCGUCGCCGCACGUGAUUGACUCGAUAUAAGCGACGGGAGUCUUUGGUCGCUCUUUCAACACCCUCGUUCCUCCCCAACCCGCUCCCAAUCCCAUUGCGUGUGACUCGAUCGAUCCUGAUCUCCUCCAUCCUGUUUCCUCGUUCCUUGUUAAAUACGGGUCCAACUAGAAGUUGAACCAGCCAUACAGUCGCCAGGAACUUUGGGAUUCAAUUUCUUGGUUCUAGCAUCAGUUCCCAUGCUCUAUUCUCAACAUGGAUCGAUUGCAAAUAGCCCUGAGUCCGAAGAUGGAUGCCAUUGCGGCCGACAAGCUCUGGCAAUUUCAACUCAGGAAAGAGAACAAGGCCCUCCUGGAGCAGAUACAGGAGCAUGAGAGCCGUCGCCAAUUUGAUGCAGCCGAGGCCGACAGGAAGCACAAGGAGAGUGCAGACAGGAUCAUCGCCCUCGAGUCCCGACUUGCCGAAAUCGAGCGCGAGAAGAACAGGGACGAUCAAGUUAGGAAGGAAUUCAUAAAGGCAGAUGCAGCUUUCAAGGCAGACCUGAAGAACUUUCUUGAAGGUCGGCUUUCUGAAGUGGAGUUUCUGGCCAUCACUGGAGGCACAUCUGCAACUGCGUCUGCUACUGUCCCACCAACACGCGAUGGAUCAACUGGCAAUAUGUCUUCUUCAAGAUUUGCGCGCCAACUUAAGCCUAUGCCUGUCACCAUGCUACCAAGCUCAGAAGAUCAGGAACCAGCCAUUAGCAACAAAGUUCCAAGUGGCCAGAGCCAGAAGUCAUCCCGUACUCGUCCGAAGCCCACCAUCGCUCGGCGCCCAGUGACUCGCAGCAGAAACAGGGUAACCGAUUAUCCUACGGGCACCUUAGUCGAAUCUCCCCCUGCAAGACACGAAGCUUCUAGUAUUCCUCGGCUCUCCCAAGGGACAAAUCACGUCAAGACUUACUACAACAACGCCAACGAAGUCUUCAAGGGACUGAACAUGAAUGAGGCACAGUUGGAAGUGGAUUUUGUUUCCGCGUUCAUCAGUGGCAUCACCGAUGGCAAAAUUAAGAACAUGUUGAUUGCCGAGCUGCAGAAGCUUCACCCUUCGCGCAACAGGAAAGAUGGAAGGAUCGAGGUUCUUUGCGAUUGGGAUGAUAUUCCUGAGGGUCUCAGAAAAGCCGGGUUGUUGAGCCCAGCGAAGGAGUCCUCUCGCAGAAAGCAUAGGAUUCUGGGUGACCUGAGUGACCUCGGCUUCUGAGUGGAGCGAGUGAUGAACAUCAGGAGAACGUAUGAGAGAUGUCGAUGGAGAGAAUUGUGGUCCUAGAUUUGGCGAUUUUGGAAGGUAUAUCGUAGCUUUGCAAGGUACUACAGGUUCCUCGCUUGCACUUACAGGGACAUGAAUUAGCCUAAGCAAAGAGCUUCAGCGAACGAUAAUUAUAUGCAUAUUAGCAUUCAGCCAAAUCCUUCAACAGAAAUCCAAACAUAGAGCUCAUCAAAC